Drosophila persimilis is the source of this 604-nucleotide messenger RNA. Its product is annotated as midnolin homolog. The record is from RefSeq and is a predicted model, not a curated record. Lineage: Eukaryota; Metazoa; Arthropoda; Insecta; Diptera; Drosophilidae. The transcript has 4 exons. The annotation marks the transcript as partial.
UCUUAUCAGCAGCAAGUGCUCUCCAACCUCCCCACCACCCCCGAGCGUCAUCCAAAAACGUGACUAAUGCACUGCUCGCGUAGCCUCUCUGCUGCUGGCGCCGUGGACAACACAACAACAACAUUCUAUACGGCAGCAGCACAAACAUCGGCGUCGGCAGCAGCCUCGGCCAGCACAACGCCAACGUCGAACAAGACGACAACAAUGGCCACAACGGGGGUAACGGCGACCACAGGGCAAGCGGCAACAAAUGCUAAAGAUGGUAAGUUCCGUUUCUGGUCAAAGUCAAGCCCUCCUUCAACGAGCAGCACUCCGCACCCCACUUCUGGCGUCACAAUGCGGGAGAAGAAGGGAGGAGCCCUGCAAAAGCUCAAGAAGAGGCUAUCCCAUAGCUUUGGGCGAUUAACAAUUUCCCGCGAAGAUGGCGACGAGUCGACGGCGCACCAUCAUCACCAUCAUCAUCAUCAUCAUCGCGGCGGCCAUGGCGGGCAUCAUAAUCACGGUAACAAAGUUCCAUACAAUGGCUACAAUUCGGAGGAAUAUCUGGAUCGUCUCGAACCGAAUGGCAAUAUACCCGCUGAUAAAACAAAUUGCAGAUACGGAG